UUGUGCGCGGAUGCGGGCUGGGCGGGGGAGCUGCGGUUAUCUCAGCUGGCCUUCAUCCGAUUCAAAGAGAAAGGGAUUUGGAGCCUGGUCGAUGUGGUGGACAUGGAGUUCAGCAAGGGCAUGCAGAUUCAGGGGCAGGAUUCCCUGCCGCUGAAGCCGGAGGGGGAGAAGGUGCAGCCAGUAAAACGCCUCUGGAGAUGGGACCGUUUGCAGGUCAACAAGAAGGAGGCGUCGGCUCCGCCUGUGGCCCCGGCUUUGAAGGAGAAGUGCAACGGUGCCAGUACGAGGUCCCCGACACCGCCGGUAGCGAAGGAGGUAUUCUCGCUUCCUCCGGAGUCUCAGGACGCUCCGAGGGCUUGUCUGAAGAUCCCGACGCCGCCUCCGGCUCCAGCGGUGGCAGAGGCCAAGCGCCCUCGGAAGCGCAAGCACACGAAGAAGAACAAGGAUGUCCGCUCGGAGGAGGCCAAGGCGGGCUUGAAAGAGUGGCCGCCAGCACCCCCGCCAGCAAACGCUGCACCGACCAGCUCUGCGGUGCAGGUGCUGCCGCCGCCGCCUCCACCG
Prorocentrum cordatum is the source of this 561-nucleotide messenger RNA. Lineage: Eukaryota; Dinophyceae; Prorocentrales; Prorocentraceae. The record is from the annotation of a GenBank genome assembly.